GUCUCGUCUUCUCCCGAACGAACAAAGCACCCGAACCACUCUCGUAUCUUCCCUGUUCCACCUUCCACCACCCUCUUUAUCCAAACGCCACCGCUCUGUCACUCUCCUUCCUCCCGGCGGAGGCACGGCCAGCCUCCUCCCGCUCCCGGCGAACAGGUCCGGACUCCGGAGGCACGGCGUGCGCGGCCGCCUUACCUGGCUGCGCGCGCGCACAGCCGGGUGAUCAGGUAAAGGCCAGGGGUAGACGCGGCCGGCCAUCCAUCUGAGUUAGAACGGAAUCGAAGUUCUGAUUUUUUUCCUCAGAUGGAUUCCUGUACUGCAAAUCUCAUGUCACGGCUGAGCAGCAUUUACAGCCAACACAGGACUUCUGGAUUGCGGUCUGAUCGUUCAAUUAUGCCAAAUUCUACAUCAAACAGUUUGAGGACAAUCAGUUCUGUUCACUUGCCGUAUAACCAUCGGGCCAGAAAUUUUCAUAUAUCUCAUGCUGUGGGUGAUUCUUCAGAACAUGUUAUUAUAAAUGGACAGGCUAGUCCUUCUAAAGUGGUUCAAGCAGAUGCUGCUGCACUUGGGACCAUAGCUGCUGAUAUGGCACCUGUUGUUGAUGGUUUUUCUGCUGAUGAUGACGAGCUUGACCUAGACAGCCCAACUGAGGGUUUCUCAUCCAUUCCUGAAGCUAUUGAGGAUAUUCGCCAAGGAAAAUAUGUGAUUGUUGUGGACGAUGAAGAUAGAGAGAAUGAAGGAGAUCUUAUAAUGGCAGCAUCAAAGGUGACACCUGAGGCUAUGGCUUUCAUAGUGAGGCAUGGGACAGGCAUUGUAUGUGUCAGCAUGAAAGAAGAUGACCUGGAAAGACUAGAACUUCCUCUUAUGGUGACAACAAAGGAAAAUGAAGAGAAGCUGCGGACUGCCUUCACUGUUUCAGUGGAUGCUAAAGAAGGCACAACAACAGGGGUUUCAGCUAAGGAUCGGGCAAAUACAGUCUUAGCACUUGCAUCUCCUAAUUCUAAGCCUGAAGACUUCAACAGGCCAGGACAUAUUUUUCCUCUUAAAUAUAGAGAAGGAGGUGUGCUGAAAAGGGCUGGGCAUACUGAAGCAUCAGUUGACCUUGCCAUGUUGGCUGGGUUACCUCCUGCUGCUGUUCUUUGUGAAAUUGUUGAUGAUGACGAUGGAUCCAUGGCUUUAUUGCCAAAACUCCAAGAUUUUGCAAGAAGGGAGAACCUGAAGAUAAUUUCAAUUGCGGACUUGAUUAGGUAUAGGAGGAAGAGAGACAGAUUGGUAGAACGUGUUUGUGUUACACCUUUACAAUUACAAUGGGGAUCAUUUCAAUCUUAUUGCUACCGAUCUCUUAUUGAUGGGAUGGAGCACAUUGCUAUGGUCAAGGGUGAUGUUGGUGAUGGCCAGGAUAUCUUAGUGCGAGUGCAUUCGGAGUGCCUAACUGGAGAUAUAUUUGGAUCAGCCAGGUGUGAUUGUGGGAAUCAACUUGCCCUGGCAAUGACCAUGAUUGAGAAGACUGGCAGGGGUGUAGUAGUUUACCUUCGUGGACAUGAAGGUAGGGGCAUUGGUUUGGGUCACAAGCUUCGUGCAUACAAUUUGCAGGACGAUGGGCGGGAUACUGUUGAGGCUAAUGAGGAUCUAGGUCUGCCGGUUGAUUCACGAGAGUACGGUAUUGGUGCACAGAUACUACGAGAUCUUGGUGUCCGAACCAUGAGGCUUAUGACUAACAAUCCUGCGAAAUAUACUGGACUGAAGGGCUAUGGUUUGAGUGUCUUGGGCAGAGUGCCACUGUUGACACCAAUAACCAAUGAGAAUCGGCGUUACAUGGAAACAAAGAGAUUAAAGAUGGGGCAUGUUUAUGGAACCCGGCCUAGUGGUAAUACAAGCACCUUGGCUGAUGGCGGCAUAAAAAAGGAGCAAGAUCAGAUUGACAGUGCUAGCGAGCAAGAGUAAACUCCAGGAGAUUAACUAUAUUCAUUUUUCUUAAGGCGGUGGAAUAUAAUCCACGAAUUUGAUUUUAAGCGCACUCGUCGUGCUCCAGUUUUGGUUUUAUGUAUCUCCAGUUUUUUGCACUUGUCAUCCUGCCAAAAGUUUUUACGCUCCUUGAUCUUCCGUUAUCCAAAAUAUAUGAUGCAUGUUUAUGCACCUCUCCCAAGCAUUUACGCCUAAAGUAUGUAAUAUGUUUGAUGUUUGUAAUGUUUUUUGAGGGAUGCAUAUAUUUUGUUUUAUAUGUAUGUGUGUGUAUUUAUGUGUUUGAGGUGGAAUAUAUGUGUUUAAGAUGGUUCUCUAUAGGUUUAGUGUAUCUGUAGCUACAAAGUGCAAUGCUAUUAGCACUUAAUGCAUACAUGUACCAUAUGCAAACAUCUUACUAACUUACUAAUGGUUUCA
Messenger RNA from Oryza sativa Japonica Group (Japanese rice), 2379 nucleotides. Its product is annotated as probable bifunctional riboflavin biosynthesis protein RIBA 1, chloroplastic. The record is from RefSeq and is a predicted model, not a curated record. Gene Ontology annotation, biological process: riboflavin biosynthetic process. Gene Ontology annotation, cellular component: chloroplast. Gene Ontology annotation, molecular function: GTP cyclohydrolase II activity; 3,4-dihydroxy-2-butanone-4-phosphate synthase activity. NCBI's taxonomy places the organism in Eukaryota, Viridiplantae, Streptophyta, Magnoliopsida, Poales, Poaceae.